ACCCACCCACGUCUCCACCACCACCUUAGCUUCAUAGUGGAAGGAGUCAAACAUUGCUGCUCUACACAAGGUUGACCUGGUUGGCACUAAUUUACUCACGGACUCUUGGGGAAAUUCCUUAGUAAUAAAAGACUAGUGGCCUUGGUGCCCAUGCCCAGUGACCCUCCGUUCAAUAGCCGAAGAGCCUACACCAGCGAGGAUGAAGCCUGGAAGUCAUACCUGGAGAACCCCCUGACUGCGGCCACCAAGGCCAUGAUGAGCAUCAAUGGGGAUGAGGACAGCGCUGCUGCCCUUGGCCUUCUCUACGAUUAUUACAAGGUUCCUCGAGACAAGAGACUUCUGUCUGUGAGCAAAGCAAGCGACAGCCAAGAAGACCAGGAUAAAAGAAACUGCCUCGGCCCCAGCGAAGCCCAGAGCACUCUGAGCGGAGGCGAGAACCGUGUGCAGGUGCUGAAGACGGUCCCAGUUAACCUGUGUCUCAGCCAGGACCACGUGGAGAGCUCGAAGCGCGAGCAGUACAGCGUGUCCAUCAGCGAGAGCCCGGCCGUCAUCCCGGUGUCAGGCAUCACCGUGGUCAAAGCCGAGGACUUCACGCCGGUGUUCGUGGCGCCUCCGGUGCACUAUCCCCGCGCGGACGGCGAGGAGCAGCGCGUGGUCAUCUUCGAACAGACGCAGUACGACCUGCCCUCCGUAGCCUGCCACAGUUCCUAUCUCAAGGACGACCAGCGCAGCACCCCCGACAGCACCUACAGUGAGAGCUUCAAGGACGGGGCGCCCGAGAAAUUUCGGAGUGCUUCUGUCGGAGCUGAGGAUUACAUGUAUGACCAGGCAUCAAGCGGGACGUUUCAGUACACCCUGGAAGCCACCAAAUCUCUCCGUCAGAAGCAGGGGGAGGGCCCCAUGACCUACCUCAACAAAGGACAGUUCUAUGCCAUAACCCUCAGUGAGACCGGAGACAACAAAUGCUUCCGACACCCCAUCAGCAAAGUCAGGAGUGUGGUGAUGGUAGUCUUCAGUGAGGACAAGAACCGAGAUGAGCAGCUGAAAUACUGGAAAUACUGGCAUUCCCGGCAGCACACAGCCAAGCAGAGGGUCCUGGACAUUGCCGAUUACAAGGAGAGCUUCAACACCAUUGGGAACAUCGAAGAGAUCGCGUACAAUGCUGUUUCCUUCACCUGGGACGUGAACGAAGAGGCAAAGAUUUUCAUCACCGUGAAUUGCUUGAGUACAGAUUUCUCCUCCCAAAAGGGCGUGAAAGGGCUUCCUUUGAUGAUUCAGAUCGACACAUACAGUUACAACAACCGCAGCAAUAAACCCAUCCACAGAGCAUACUGCCAGAUCAAGGUCUUCUGUGACAAGGGAGCAGAAAGAAAAAUCCGAGAUGAAGAAAGAAAACAGAACAGGAAGAAAGGGAAGGGCCAGGCCUCCCAAAGCCAGUGCAACAACUCCUCUGACGGGAAGCUGGCCGCCAUGCCUUUACAGAAGAAGAGUGACAUCACCUACUUCAAAACCAUGCCCGACCUGCACUCGCAGCCCGUGCUCUUCAUCCCGGAUGUUCACUUCGCAAACCUGCAGAGGACUGGACAGGUGUAUUACAACGCAGAUGAUGAACGAGAAGGCAGCAGCGUCCUCGUUAAACGGAUGUUCCGGCCCAUGGAAGAGGAGUUCGGCCCAACGCCAUCCAAGCAGAUUAAGGAGGAAAACAUAAAGCGAGUGCUUUUGUACGUGAGGAAGGAGAAUGAUGACGUGUUCGACGCGCUGAUGCUGAAGUCACCCACGGUGAAGGGCCUGAUGGAAGCGCUGUCCGAGAAGUAUGGACUACCAGUGGAGAAAAUCACAAAGCUUUAUAAGAAGAGCAAAAAGGGCAUCCUGGUGAACAUGGAUGAUAACAUCAUUGAGCACUAUUCCAAUGAGGACACCUUCAUCCUCAACAUGGAGAGCAUGGUGGAAGGCUUCAAGAUCACACUUAUGGAGAUAUGAGCCCUGGCCCAAGUCCCCUCCACAGGAGCUUUCUUCAGUGCACUCCUCCCUGGGAUGGAUGGGAUCCUCGCGGCCCUGGAACCUGGAGAUCCAUCUCACCCACCUCACAAGGCUGUUACAAAGACUGCUGGAAGGGGGCGGGGCCCAAGGCCCGGUGACUGCCAAUGUUCAGCUCCUCCACUUGCUCCCCGUGGAGCUAAAGCCUGAGCCCCUCAGCAAAUUUCUUUAGGCCUGCCAGGCCCUUAUUUAUUGCCCAUUUCUCCCCAAGAGCCUGAUCCAGGACUCCAGUUACUGAUGGCUUCGUGUAAGACACCCAGAGUUUCUCCUUCAAGGGAAGCACAGCCGGUCCACCCAUCUCGAAGAGCCCGGGAAGCCGCUGUGUUUCUCUUAGCUCUCCACAUCUUUUGAGUGAAUGGUCAAGAUGAGCUACUUCUUGGUGCAGUCUUCAUGGAUGGGGUAAGAAGGACACCAUUUCCUGGCCCCAAACUUUCAGAUAGCUCUGAGGAAGGUUAUUUUACUAAAUACCUCCAGGGGAUCUCUCAGCAAGUAGCCACUGGGCCAUGUACAGGAAGACAUUCCGCUACUAUGUCAGUAAUAAGGAACACAACGUAUGCCUGGUGACAUGUACAUAUUUUGUUCAUAAUAUUGUGAUAAUAUAUUUUAUCUGUGGUGUAUGGGCAUGUUUACUGCCACUGGCCUGGAGGAGACACAUACCCAGAGACAAGGAGCAUUCUGCUCUAUCCAAGAGGAGGCUAGGAAAGUGGUCUUUGGGGGUGUUGUGUGACUGUGGUGAGUGCCAGGAUAGACUCUUCAUUGGGCCAUGCCCGAGGCCUUGUUUCCUGUCUCCAGAUGGAGCCCUUUCUCCUCAAACUUCCUUGAGCCCAUCGUAUUUUAUCUCAUGGCAAGAUGUCUGGGCAAGGCCAUACCGCCGGUGCCUUGUUUAGCUUGGUAUGGGGCAUCUUAAGCCUUUUUGCAAAGUUUCUUCUGCAGGGGUUUACUCUGGGGCCCUGUCGCUGGGACCUGCUGCAGAACUGCUUGGCUGACACUGGGAUCCCAGACACAGAAGUGCCUCACAGUUUACAUGCUUGUCCUUCAUCUCGAGUGGCCCCCUUGAACACCCAACUGCAGUUUUGCGAAGUGAGCCAGCCGCUCGGCUGGGCUGUGAAUAGCAGGUGUGGCAUCUCCUUGCUUCUGGAGACCGGAAGAGAUGAGGUUAUCCAUGCAGGCUGUGGAAAACCAUGGGAGCCCUGGCACUUCUAAAACCAGCUUUGGGAGGCACACAAGGCUGUUCUCUCCUUACCCUUGGGAGGUCAAGAGAAAACUGCUGCCCUGAACAGUCACGAAAGCAUGCCCCACCGUGGGCUGCUGUUCUCUUUGAUUUGAGAGGACAGGUCAGUACUUAGGGACUUGUAUGUGUCCCCAUGGGCUGAGCACUAGUUUGGGUAGCCACGCAAUCGCCCUCGGAGGCCUGGAUAAUGGGACAGCUUCCAUGGAAAGGCCCAGAUUUGUGAAGCACUUUGAUGUCUGAACCCGGAGGCUCUGCUCUCGGCUCCUGCCUCCUUGCCCCACGUGCCCCUGAAGCCCGGAGCAGCUAAGGCUGACUUUAGUCCAGCUGUUGCUCUCCAAGCUAAAGAGAGAUGGAAUGGAGUGGACAGUAGGUGCAGUGAAGAGUGUCCCAAGGGGUAGCAGGGCCGCCUUUCUGAGAGCCCCAGCACAGCCCUGUGCUCAGCUGUUUCUCAUCUUCACUCCUAAGCCAUUCCUUGAACCAGCAGCUUGGGGACCCUCCAGGGCACUAGUGGGUCUCUGAUCUAGGACACAGUAACUCUGUCGGAAAUAUAUGUUCUACACUGCUUGGGGUUAACUCAAAACAUGAUUGGCAGACCUUCCGGGUGCAUGCAGGACUCCGGAGGAAGGAGAAGACAGGUAUGUAGUCGCCUGACUGGCUACCAGCUCUUCUCUUCAGUCUCUCUGGAAAACUGCAGGUCUGAUGUAAGGCUGAAGACAGGCCAGAGAUGGCUUGGCUUUGCCUUUGUCCCGAACCCCUAAGCGGUCCUUGUGAAAGCCAUUGCGUGCCACAAGAGUGUUACAGCAUCAGGUUCUGGAGCGCCCACUGGGGCUUCCGUGUGUCUGCCCCCUGCUGUGCUAGCUGAGCUUUGCUGAGCUUCAUUGCCGGAACAAAAACACUCCAGCGGGAUGGAAACGCUUGCCUUGACACUGUCCCCUGAAUCAAUCUCACCCACAUAAAGAAGUUUUUGUUGUUAUUGUUUUUGAUCCAUAAAAGAUGAGGGAUGCAUGAAGCAAGAAAGUGUUUUCGUCCCACGUCCUAACAUUGUUGAAACUUCCCUGGUGUUUAGAAAUUGGAACCAACAGAAGAUGGCACAGUGAGUGGGCUGUCAUCAUAUUGAAAUCAGUUCCUGAAAGACUAAGGCAUGUCCUGGGGCAGAAUCCUGUGAUGCCCGAAACGAGUCAACAUUGGUUUUCCUUUGUAUCUAACAGUCAUGAAAAUGCAGCAGGACCAGAGGGUUUGUGCCAAAUUCUAAGAAUGGCCCUUUCUGAACGAUGAGUUAAGGGGGAUCUAUGUGUACAAUCGGCUCCCACAUUAAAAAAAAAAGAGAAAAUGUAACUUAACAGUUUUGUAAAGGGGAAAGGGGGAAUCUAUGAACUAUAAAUGUUAUUUUAUUUUUUGUACAUUUUUAAGAAGAAAUAAAUAUACA
Molecule: messenger RNA, 4694 nt
Organism: Microtus oregoni (creeping vole)
Lineage: Eukaryota; Metazoa; Chordata; Mammalia; Rodentia; Cricetidae
Gene: Grhl2
Product: grainyhead like transcription factor 2
Exons: 17
Coding region: 151-1980 (609 amino acids)
Biological process (GO): brain development; regulation of transcription by RNA polymerase II; neural tube development
Cellular component (GO): nucleus
Molecular function (GO): RNA polymerase II cis-regulatory region sequence-specific DNA binding; DNA-binding transcription activator activity, RNA polymerase II-specific
Source: RefSeq, a predicted model, not a curated record